AUCAUAUCACAUUUUGUACAACCACAAAUGGGUUCGCUUCCUCAUGUUGUGGAAGACUGUCAUGGCAUUGUACAAAUCUUUAGUGACGGUACUAUUAACCGUCACGAAAACAUUGACUUUUCAGCUUUCAAAAUCCACGACGACGGUUCUGUCGCGUGGAAAGAUUAUUGUUAUAAUAAACUCCAUAACCUCCACCUCCGCAUCUACAAACCCAAAACCACCACUACCGCCACCACGACCGCUAAACUACCGGUCAUGUACUUUUUCCACGGUGGCGGCUUCUGCUUCGGCUCAUUCGCAUGGCCGAAUUUCCACAACUGCUGCCUCCGCCUCGCCUCCGCCCUAAACACUAUUGUGGUGGCCCCGGACUAUCGUCUUGCACCCGAGCAUCGGCUUCCCGCGGCUCUAGACGACUCAUUUGACGCGUUAAAGUGGCUCCAAGCGAUGGCGAAUGAUCAAAACCCGAACGGUGGGGAUGUGGUUGAUGGGGUGGACUUUGAUCGUGUUUUUAUAACCGGCGACUCGUCAGGCGGGAAUAUAGGUCACUACUUGGCAGUUCGGCUGGGCCCCGGCUCACCGGAGCUUACGCCGAUCAAAAUACGAGGGUAUGUGUUGAUGGCACCGUUUUUUGGCGGGAUGGAGAGGACAAAGUCGGAGGCUGAAGGGUUGCCGGAAAAGAUGUUGACCGUUGACCUUCUUGACACGUUCUGGAGAAUGUCAUUACCAAUAGGAACAAAGGCGGAUCACCCGUUCGCAAACCCCUUAGGGCGUGAAAGUCCAAAUCUCGAGUUGGUUAAGCUUGACCCGAUGCUCAUAAUAGUCGGAGGGAAUGAACUUAUGAAAGAUAGAGUGAAACUAUAUGCUAAUAGGUUAAAGGAGCUCGGAAAGAUAGCACGUUAUGUUGAAUUUGAUGGCAAACAACACGGGUUCUUCUGUAAUGAGCCUUACUCAGAUGUUUCAGAUUCGGUUUUGAGUCUGAUAAAAGAUUUCAUGUUGGAACAUUCGAGUUGACUAAUCGGGUCAUGUGUGUUUUUUGUGUUUUGAGACCUUGGAUGUUUGUUUUUGUUUGAUGUUUUCAUGUAAAAAUAGCCUCCUUGUAUGAGUCAAUGUAAUAUAUAUUAGAUUUAAUCUUUUAAGACCAAUUUUUGAUGCUA
This is a messenger RNA of Helianthus annuus (common sunflower), 1154 nucleotides long. Its product is annotated as probable carboxylesterase 15. The record is from RefSeq and is a predicted model, not a curated record. NCBI's taxonomy places the organism in Eukaryota, Viridiplantae, Streptophyta, Magnoliopsida, Asterales, Asteraceae. Gene Ontology annotation, molecular function: hydrolase activity. Bases 28 to 1011 code for a protein of 327 amino acids. The transcript is spliced from 2 exons.